Molecule: messenger RNA, 1236 nt
Organism: Zophobas morio
Lineage: Eukaryota; Metazoa; Arthropoda; Insecta; Coleoptera; Tenebrionidae
Product: odorant receptor Or1-like
Exons: 6
Coding region: 1-1236 (411 amino acids)
Biological process (GO): sensory perception of smell; detection of chemical stimulus involved in sensory perception of smell
Cellular component (GO): plasma membrane
Molecular function (GO): olfactory receptor activity; odorant binding
Source: RefSeq, a predicted model, not a curated record
AUGUGGGAUAACACGUGGAAGCAAAGAAAAGGAAAACGUAAGCAGGAUUUAGGUUCCACGGCUUACCUUUUAGCUGAAACUAGUGGGCAACUUGAAAUUCUGGGCACUCUAGACAUGGAUCUGUUUAACUGGAAUCUAAUGUUCCAACCGACGAUUUUUUCCUUACCAAUUGUUGGUUUGUGGCCAAGGCACGAUUCAUACCAAAGCGAUUUAUACACGCUGUAUGCCGUAAUAUGCAUUUCGUUCUUCAUGUACACCAACACAUUCCUCCAAACAAUAAAUAUUUUUAUAGUUGAAAUGGAUCUGAAAGCUCUGGCUGCAACUAUCUUCGUUGGUGAGCACAUCGUUGCAGUUCUGAAAGUUUCAGGCUUGUUGCAGAAUUUGAAGGAAAUCAAGAACCUCAUGAAACAACUUAACAGUGAAUCUUUUCAACCGAAAAGCACAAGCCAGUUGAAAAUGGUGAAAGAAUAUUUACGUCUGUGGAGAAUAUUUUAUCUAACUUAUCAGUGGGGCGUUUUGGCGUUGGGAAUUUUUUGGCUGACUAAGCCAAUUUUAGAGAAGUCUUACAAGGAUUAUGAGUUGCCGUUUUUUGCUUGGUAUCCCGUUGAUGUUAAGACGUCGCCUUUUUACCAGAUUGUUUAUUUAUAUCAGUGUGUUGCGUUGUUUUAUAUUGCUCUUGCCCAUAUGCAACUUGAUCUGUUGUCGACUGGUUUGAUGGUAUAUAUAGGAAUCCAGUGUGAUAUUUUGUGCGACAAUGUGACACAUGUUACAUGCAUACCUGAUUUGGUGGAGUGUAUUAUUCAUCAUAAGAAAAUUUUGAGGGACUUUAAUGCUUUCAUAGGGAAUAUAAUUUUGGCGCAGUUUGUUAGCAGUGCUGUAUCUAUAGCUCUUGGUUUGUUUAAACUGGGCCUGACUGUGCCAGGAAGUGCGGAAUUUUAUACAAUAAUCACAUUUGCUUGGAUAAUGAUUUUAGAAUUAUUUUUAUAUUGUUGGUUUGGAAAUGAAGUAGAACUUAAGAGCAGUAACAUUCCUGCAGCUGCCUGUAAUUGCAACUGGAUUGGUAAAUCCAUAAAGUUGCAAAAAAUGGUGCUAUUUUUCGUAAUGCGAACUCAAAGGCAUAUGACCAUAAAUGCACACAAUUUGUUUUCACUAACACUACGCACUUACAUGGGAAUUAUGCGCAGUUCGUGGUCGUAUUUUGCUGUGUUACGGCAAAUGAAUGCCCCUCAAGUUUGA